Xylona heveae TC161 is the source of this 2952-nucleotide messenger RNA. RefSeq lists its product as hypothetical. NCBI's taxonomy places the organism in Eukaryota, Fungi, Ascomycota, Xylonomycetes, Xylonales, Xylonaceae. The transcript is spliced from 2 exons. The coding region runs from base 207 to 2630 and encodes 807 amino acids. The record is from RefSeq and is a predicted model, not a curated record.
AGAAUAAAGUCUGUCACUACGGCUUGUUUGACUCUGUAAAUGGUAUUCUGUACCCUUCAAUCUUUGAUAGCUUCAAAACUCUUGUGCCACGUAUUUAUAGCAACUCGAAUUGACAAGAGAUUGCAGAGAUCAAAAAUUGGUCAAUUCUGGUUACUGCCAGCUUGUAAAGCGUUCUUCUCCCCUUGAGAUUCGGAAUACAUUGAGAUAUGGAUCCCGAGUUUCUCGACACACUGUUUAGAAACUUUGGUCCCGGAGGCCUUGACCUGCCACCGCCAGCCGAUUUUCCGAGCCCACGUGAAGUGCGAAAGGAAGCCCAAGACCGGUCAAAGAAAAUUCUUUCCUCAUGGAGGACCCUGGGUAAAAUUCUGGAUCGACACGAAGAGCUCUUACGGAGGCGCUGGGUGAAGAAGACGACGGAACAGCGGAUUCGCAUCCUCCUGACUGCCUCACCGCAGCUUCCGAGACCCCAUCGUCCCGACUUUAUCGCAUUUCGUGGCGAGACUACAGCGGAUCGAGUAGUAGGGACCGAGUUCCGCAAUGAGUAUUUGCGGCCUUACAUGAACUUGGAUGAUCUUUCAAAAGCGAGACCCCUUCUACUCUUCUUGAACUCCCGGGGUCGUCAUCCGCCAAAUGUAUUUGCGCACUCGGAUUUGGCAUCCGCUCACUUGGGACUGGCAACUGGUGCUACCAUGCCGCCUUUCUUGAACGGGUAUACGAUGCUCCUCAAUGGUCAGACUGUUGAGACAUAUGGCAAACUCAUCUCUUGGAACGAUGGGUCCGAUGGAUUUGAAAUGAUGAUGUCUGGUCGCGGCUUCCAUCCUGGAGAAGGGCUUGUGGUUUUGGAAAUUCAGCAGGAAAUUUUUCGUUUUCUUGUGCGCAUCUGCCAAAUCCUCCUCCAAGACAUGGAUCCAAAUUCCCUUACGGACAAAGAGAUACCUGUGCAGCCAGAGCCUCCUUCCCUUGUGGGAGAUCCAACUGAGUGGCCAACAUUGACAAGCAUUCGUGGUGAGGCCCCUUAUCGAGUGCCAUAUGAGCUCGAUCUCGGCCGUCUUGAGGCCCUUAUCUAUUCCCAGCGCUCUCGGAUUGAGGACCAUAUCUGGGCUCUUCGAACCGACCCAGCUUAUUUUGCCUUCAGAGUUAAAGAAUGGGGUGAUCAUCGUCAAGAAGUUCUCAAAGACACCAAAGGGCAAAUCCAUCCUAGAUUGAAUUUACCCAUCUUCUGGGAUCGUGUGCUAGGAGCGGUUAUUACGGGGGCUUAUGGAAUGCUCUUCGUCUGGGAUCAGCUUUGUAGACAGGUGACUGAAGUCACAAGACUCAAAGCAAAAUAUGGCAAUUCAUUUUCUCCAGAAUCUCCGCUCCCGAGAGAAUAUAUGAAAGCGCUGCUAGUGCUUCGAGGUCUGCUCUUUGAAGCGAGUGAACUACAAACGGAGUACCUGAAAAUUUCUGUUCCUGCUUCGCCACCUUUGCGCGGUUUAUUCGUCCGCGUGCCGCCCAUUCCCGGCUCAACGAAGAUCGGAGUGAGAGCUAAGAGGGAUUGGACUGGAGACUGGCUCAUCACACUCCUUUAUAUCCUCUGGGACCCUAAACAGACCCGUCUUCUUGGUCUGCCAAAUAUUAUUGACUUUUUGGAUCACAUUAGUGAUGAUAGGAACAAGCCAAGAAUUUCAGAGCGCAUCAAUGACAUCCUAUCGGACCUUGGCGUCAUUGCUGAGGCUCUGCAUCAAAUCAAUUUGCAUCAACCAUGGGCAUCCGGUUUGGACCAUGAACAAAGCAAAUUCGGCGAGGAAGUUGAAGAGGAAGUUGAAAAGAAAGUCGAAUACUUUAAUGUGUUUUCCCGUCAUUUCGGAGAUGCGCCGCUCUCUCCAAUGUCUCAGUCAGGGCCUUUUGUUGGCGGGAGUUUCGAUUACCCAGUCAAUGAGCCUCAGACGCAGAAGACAACUGAGCAGAUGCGGAAAGCGGAGAAGAAUCUUGACGAUUUCUGGCGAUCUGCCGAGACUCACUAUCAGAAAGAAACCAAUGGAUCCAGCCUCCAGCAGGCGCUAGACACUCUCUAUGUCAAACUGCGAAAUCCAGAACCUACUGCCGCAAGCAGCGAGCCAGAGCAAGCUUCAAUCCAAGAGUCUUAUAUCCCGGUUGAUCCGGCGAGGCCAAAUACCAACAAAACAUAUUCCAGUGGAGCCCUUAAAGCUACUCGUGACGUUCGGGAAAGCGAAGACGCUGCUAUUUUCGCGGGUAGUUCAUUGGAAAAGAUGUCUUUGGAAGACAAUGAGAGCUCUAGGUCUGGGACUGAUUUUAUACAACCCACGAUACCGGUUGGAAAACGUGCUUUCAAGACCUUUUCGGUCCUUUUUCCCUCGUCAAGUUCAGCCGGACCCACGGCAGAGUUGCCGUGGACUGACUUACUGCAUGCAAUGACUGCCAUGGGAUUUGAGCCGAUCAAGCUCUAUGGCUCGAUCUGGCUCUUCACCCCUCGCAAUGGGGAUGUCGAGCGGAGCAUUCAAUUCAGUGAACCUCAUCCAAAAGGCAAGAUUUCUUCUUCAAUGGCAAGGCAAAUUGGCCGCAGACUCCAGCAUUCUUAUGAAUGGCACAAGGACAUGUUCAUGCUGGCUCAGCAAGAGGGAAAGGCCUAAUCUACAAGAAAAAUCUUUGUCCUGGUGAUUUAGGAUACGUUUCGGAACAUAAGAAAUCUUGAACUCUGUUGUUCUUGUCAUUUGUGUCAUUGAGGGUUUCGUUCGAGUACGUAGUAAGUCAGUUAAAGACGGCUUUCCCCAGUGAAGAAUAGUAAUACCGUAAUAGGCUCAAGUGGAGCGAGCGCCUAACGGGUAAAUCAGCCCCACAGCUUUCGCCAAGCAUUAGUCUCAAAGGGUCCGAUUGCCUGUAUUUUUCGCUUAUAUUGCUCCUUUGGAUGUUUAAGGUCUAGACCCCGUGCGGAGAGCGACACGUGGAGAGAGA